ACGGUUGACAGGGAUCAACAGUACGACUCUUCUGCAAGAGAACACUUCGACCACUACAAUGGCUUCAUCUCCAAAAUGCCUCGGAAAAGAAUGUUCUGCUCCUGGACCGGUGCCGAAUGGUCAGAUUCGGCUCUACAGCAUGAGAUUCUGCCCUUUUGCUCAGAGAACCAGGCUGGUACUCACUGCCAAGGGAGUGAAGCAUGACAUUAUCAAUAUCAAUUUGGUAAGCAAGCCUGAUUGGUUUCUGAAGAAGAAUCCUUUUGGGACAGUGCCAGUGUUGGAAACCUCCAGUGGUCAGGUAAUCUAUGAGUCUCCGAUCACCUGUGAGUACCUGGACGAGGUCUAUCCUGAGAAGAAGCUGCUCCCGUCUGACCCGUUUGAGAGGGCUCAACAGAAAAUGCUGCUGGAGCUUUAUUCAAAGGUGAUCCCAUACUUCUACAAGAUCUCUAUGGGCAAGAAAAGAGGAGAGGACGUCUCAACAGCUGAAGCUGAAUUUACAGAAAAACUUGUCCAAUUAAACGAGGCUUUGGCAAACAAGAAGACCAAAUAUUUUGGGGGAGAUUCAAUCACAAUGAUUGAUUACCUGAUCUGGCCAUGGUUUGAGAGGGCAGAGAUGAUGGGAGUGAAGCAUUGUCUGGCCAAGACGCCUGAGUUGAGGAAGUGGAUUGAACUCAUGUUUGAGGAUCCAGUUGUGAAAGCCACCAUGUUCAACACCGACGUCCACAAGGUGUUCUUCGACAGCUACAUGGAUGGAAAACCUAAUUAUGACUAUGGUUUAUAGAUUAAAAUGCACUGCUGUCGGUCUAUCUAUGGAAUGUGUAUCAUUACAUCUUUCUUUGUCUGUAUAUUUCGACUGAAUUGACAGCAAAUUUAGCUUUUAAGCCUAAGACCUGAGACUAAUCAUGAUUUUUUUUAAUUAAAAAGGCUACAAUGGGUAUAUUAACAUGAAUUUAAAUAAACCAAUGUAUAAAAUA
Messenger RNA from Danio rerio (zebrafish), 974 nucleotides. It is a transcript of the gene gsto2, whose product is annotated as glutathione S-transferase omega 2. Gene Ontology annotation, cellular component: cytoplasm. Gene Ontology annotation, molecular function: glutathione dehydrogenase (ascorbate) activity; glutathione transferase activity; methylarsonate reductase activity. Gene Ontology annotation, biological process: cellular oxidant detoxification; glutathione metabolic process. The record is from RefSeq and is marked predicted. Lineage: Eukaryota; Metazoa; Chordata; Actinopteri; Cypriniformes; Danionidae.